UAGCAGAAGAUGUAUACAUGCCAACGGAAAAUCAAGCACAGUCAUUGAAUUCUGAUGCUACUGAUAAUGCAGCAGCAGAAUCUUCCUUAGUGCCUUCAGAUAAUGUUGAUGCUAAUAGAAAUCAACAUUCUGUAUCAAAUAAAAAAAAUAAGCUUAAAGCAAACCCAUAUCAAGUCUUACUCGGGUACGUACUUGAAAUGAAAGCUGAUAUGAAAGAGAUGAAAACUACUACGAAUAAAAUAAAGCAGGAGGUUCAAAACUUUAAGACACUCUUGAACAAGAAUGUCACAGUUACCAAAGAAUAUAUUGGUACAAUUAAGCAAAUUUGUGACAAAUUCAACUAUAAGAUUCCUUUUCAAACUGUACAAGAAUUUUAGGCUUUCGAUGCGGAUUUGAAAAAAAAAUGAAGAAUUAAAUGAAGCAGUGACAAAUGUAUUACAGACUGGAUUAGACCCAACAUUUGUAUUAUCCCGAUCUAUAGUCAAUAUGCUGAAAAUGUAUUUAUCCAGAGAAGUGGCCGCACAGUAUGUAGCUGUAAAGCAAAGGAAGCACAAAUAUGUCAUGAAGCCAACCAAUUUUUUUUCUUUAGCUGAAGCUCUUAUAAUUGAACGAAGAUCAAUAUCUCAUAUUAAAACCUGUGACAAAGAUAUGAUAACUGCUUUGAGUAAUGUUCUUUCUAAUGCCGGAUCCUGGUACACCUCGAAGAAAUCAGAGCCUUCUAUACAAAAAGCAUGUUCGUCCAAGUACAUCCACUUCACAAGAGCAAGAAAUAAUCGAGACUCCAGUUGUCCUAACAGGAGCAGAAUAUGUCGGAACAAGUGAUGGAUCGAUAAGAGUGCUUGCUACCGAGGCAGUUGAACCUUCUCCAAAGUAUCCACGACUUCACGUUGAAACUGAUCCACUCAUCAACGGAUUCUUUUUAUCAGACGAUGCAGAAAUUGAUUUAAUAGCAUCAACGAAUGUACGUUUCGACGCACUUCAAGAUUUCGAGGAUACGCCAUCACCAGAACAUAGUUCAGAAGAAGAAUUCGACGAAGUGUAUUUAGGUCAUUUUAAGAACAAUUAAUUUAAUUUUACUUUUAUUGCUAUGCAUUCAAAUAUUACUAAACUUUUAGAAUCGAAGUUCAAUGUACUACCGUAAAGAUUUUUGAUAAGUGUUUUUUAAUUUACAGUACAAAUAAUCGUUUAAGAUAGACUGUAAACUAAUUUUUUAUAAAGUUGUAAGGUUUUAAUAAAUAUCAAGCAAAAAUUUA
Nasonia vitripennis (jewel wasp) is the source of this 1253-nucleotide messenger RNA. RefSeq lists its product as uncharacterized. The record is from RefSeq and is a predicted model, not a curated record. Lineage: Eukaryota; Metazoa; Arthropoda; Insecta; Hymenoptera; Pteromalidae. Bases 487 to 822 code for a protein of 111 amino acids. The transcript is spliced from 4 exons.